Penaeus chinensis is the source of this 2687-nucleotide messenger RNA. RefSeq names its product nudC domain-containing protein 1-like. The transcript is spliced from 10 exons. The coding region runs from base 126 to 1886 and encodes 586 amino acids. Lineage: Eukaryota; Metazoa; Arthropoda; Malacostraca; Decapoda; Penaeidae. The record is from RefSeq and is a predicted model, not a curated record.
ACGUCAUUGUUUACAUCCUGCCCCGAGACAGGUCUUGACGUGGCUGGAACGUGUGCCGGCAAUACACUCAAGAAACUAGUAAUUAAACGAUAUUCAUUAGCUGAGAGAGGGUUUAGGAUAGUGCCAUGGCAAAAUCCAUCUCAUUAAAACCCAAACGUGAACUGUUAAACCCCAAUUUUGAUGGAUAUAAGCUGUCACUAGAUGGAGAUGUUACUGUAUACUCACAAAAUGUUAAUGAAGCCUUGGAGCCCAAGAAGAGCAACACCAGCUGCUAUCUCCGCACACGAAUAGAAGCCUUGCACAACCAUCUCUUCAAGGAUCCUUUUCAUGUUAACCAUAUUUAUUACUUCACCAGCAGAGGUCAUCUUAUCAAGCAUCAGUACUCAAAGGAUUCGAAGCUCAGCAGUAGUGAAGUGGUAUGGCAGGCUGAUAUGUCUGAGUUAAGUGAAGAGGAGGCUGAAGGGGAUAGGUAUUUUGCAAGUCUUCACUUCCCCUCCGAAGAUCUGGCUGUUGUUACAAAUGGAAGAGGAAGUUUGCACAUAUUAGAAACAGGCGAUAGAACCACUACACAGAGCUGGCUGGAAUGCCUUCAAACAAACACGGAACGAGGGGUUAUCAUGCAGUCGUACAUAGCAGAUGGAGAUGACUACCAACGCCACCUCCACUGCCUCGUAGUAUCAGUGACAACACAGCAGGAACUGAUCAGUAAUGAGCAGUAUGUCAUUGUGGAUGAAGGACUGAAGAAUGCAAAGGAUGUUGCUGUUCAUCUCCUCAAUUGGCUUGUCAUCACAUAUAAUGGUGCAACUUGGGAACCAGGACGAGUGAGAAGGCUGGCAGGAAGAGGCACCAUAGAAUACUGCUCCUUUGACACCACAGCAUCAGGCCUCAUCAUUUUGUGCCACAGCAACUAUUCUUUUGUGGAAGAUUCAGCAAGUCCCAUCUCAGCACCCAAGCCGAAGGAGAAAGUGGAGGAAAAGAAGAUGCCAAAAUAUACAUACAUGCAGAAUGACGAGGACCUUAUUGUAUACUUGAAUGUUGGGCAAAUCACAAGGGAAGACCUGAAGGUGAAAGUCCAACCAAAGGAGCUCUGUGUCAAGAUCAAGGAUUCGACAGUUCUCGAAGGACAUUUCACUGACCUGGUUUCAGCAGACAUGGUCACUUGGACAAUAAGGGAGACUAUGCUAGAGUUAACAUUACCCAAGGCCUCAGAAGGGGUUAGAUGGAAGCAGCUCCUGGAAGGUGAUGAUGUGAGUGGAGAGGAAGUGUGUGAUCCGCAGUUAAUUGAAGAGGUCAAUCAAAGACUUGCACACCUUACAUCUGAUAAAUUGGACGACAACCCAGACCUUGACAAGCCGGCUUACAACCCAGAGCAGUUGGAGGCUUGCGAUGAAGCCCAGGAAGACUUGCUCCUCCUCCACUUAGACGGGAGCACACAUAAAACAGAUUCUCUCGGCCAACUGGGAGCAACACAGCACCUCUUCAAUUCUCAGGUUCAAGGCUCAGCUAUCCCUGCCUUCUGCAUUCGAAGUGAUGUUGAUGGCAUUCUAUGGUUACCAGAGAAGGACAGUUAUACCCAUGUUGCAACUUUCAAUGCUUUUGGCUAUGUGAAAGCCUCAAAAACAAUGGCUAAAUUUACCUGUGCUUCUGCUGACAACUCCUAUGUGGCCAUUGCAGAUGUGAAGAGCCACAUUUACGUGUUCUUCCAGUCGGAAGCAUAUAGUGGCGAACUACGGAAUCGCAAAUCGGGCAAGAGAAUGAAUACUGUAGCACGGCAGCUGGUGAUCUCAAUGAAGACUCAUGAUGAGAUACUAGGGCUACACUGUGAUACUGAUGUUCUCUUCGUGCUAACAGAGAAGACUCUGUAUGCUUAUGCCCUGCGCAGUUAGUUCCCAAGAUGUCAUGUUUUGUAAUGUUAAAUAGUCUGUCUGGUUUGUCAGAAUGAGAAAGAAUGUUUUGAUGUAACAUGUAAAUUAAGUAUGUAUAUGAAAUUUUGUUUACAAAGAUAAUAAAAUGUUUGUGCAAGAAGAAAGGCAUGAUGUGAUGUAUGCUAAAAGUGUUCUGGAAAUCAUUCCAAAUGAAAGUAAUUCAUCAAAGGAUGAUAUUAUUUUCAAGAAUCAGUAAUACAGGUUUCUUGUAAAUUCAUUAACAAGUGCACUGAUAAAUAAAUGUGUGCUUUGAUAUUAUUGUGGAAUUACUUAAUAUUUCCCUGGUUUUGUAUGAUUUUCAAUACCAUACACUGUCACAGUCCCAAACAUAUCAAAUAUUCUUUAGUCAUCAUUUUUUUAAUGAUGCAUCACCAGGUAACCCCUUGGAUCUGGAUGACGUAACUGCCAUAUCCUGAAAAAAAUAGGCUAAGGGCUAUGUGCAUAAAUAUACUGUCAUUAAAAAUGUUGGCUGAGGGGGAAGGGUGAUGUGAAUAUACUGUGAAUUAUGAGAAUUUAGGCUAAAGGCUGGAGUGAUGGGCAUGACUCACCACAAUGCUCUAGGAGGGUGACUAGACUCAGUGGGCAUUAAGGAAGGGGUUCUUGUAUUUCCAUCGAUAAAUUAGUGUGGAAAGUAUCAUUACUUGCUUCAGGGAGGACACUAUUCCCAUGCUCAGGAUCCAAUUCUUGCGUGUUAUGAUGCUAGGUGUAUUACAGAAAAUUGAAUAUUGUGAAAAAAUAAAAUAAAUAAAAUAAGGUUACUUA